CGCGUCCAGGCGGAGCUCGGGUCUCCAGCCGUGGCACACCUGCCCCGCGGUCCGCACGGCCGAGGCCGGUGCGGGAUCUGCACCCUUUGCCCCGCGGAAUCGCGGGGCGCCCCGCCAGACCCAGCUGUCUAUCUCUGCCCGAGCCAGCCAAUCGACUGCGACUGCCCCGGCCGCACCUCCCAGAAUCUCUGACGGGCGUGCGGCUUAGCCUAUGAGAUGGGGGCCUCAGCGGCCUGAGCUGGGAGCGGGAGCCAAUGAGCAUCAUUUCAGAGGCAAUCGCUCUUGGAUCCUCCUGUUCACGAUGGCACAGAGAACUGGACUUGAAGAUCCGGAGAGGUAUCUCUUUGUGGACAGGGCAGUCAUCUACAACCCUGCCACUCAGGCUGAUUGGACGGCUAAAAAGCUAGUGUGGAUUCCAUCAGAACGCCAUGGUUUCGAGGCAGCUAGUAUCAAAGAAGAGCGGGGAGAUGAAGUUAUGGUGGAGUUGGCGGAGAAUGGAAAGAAAGCGAUGGUCAACAAAGAUGAUAUCCAGAAGAUGAACCCACCUAAGUUUUCCAAGGUGGAGGAUAUGGCAGAAUUGACGUGCUUGAAUGAAGCUUCUGUUUUGCAUAAUCUGAAGGAUCGUUACUAUUCAGGCCUUAUCUACGUAAGUAUGCCCUCUAAAUACUCAUGUGAAGUGGUGACUGGGAAUUAAUGGAAAUUAUACAUA
Physeter macrocephalus (sperm whale) is the source of this 709-nucleotide messenger RNA. RefSeq names its product myosin-10-like. The transcript is spliced from 2 exons. NCBI's taxonomy places the organism in Eukaryota, Metazoa, Chordata, Mammalia, Artiodactyla, Physeteridae. Bases 212 to 694 code for a protein of 160 amino acids. Gene Ontology annotation, cellular component: cytoplasm; myosin II complex; myosin filament. The record is from RefSeq and is a predicted model, not a curated record. Gene Ontology annotation, molecular function: actin filament binding; microfilament motor activity; ATP binding. Gene Ontology annotation, biological process: mitotic cytokinesis; actomyosin structure organization; regulation of cell shape.